This is a messenger RNA of Protopolystoma xenopodis, 264 nucleotides long. NCBI's taxonomy places the organism in Eukaryota, Metazoa, Platyhelminthes, Monogenea, Polystomatidea, Polystomatidae. The record is from the annotation of a GenBank genome assembly.
AUGAUAAAUGGCAUUUUUCUCAGACGCGAGUUGUCCGCUGAAGAAGAGCGCCUGCACCAGCGCACUCGAAUCACCGAGGAUGUGGAGUCCACACAAGCCGUGCGUAUGGCAGAUAUCGAAGCCAGACAACGUGAUGUACAAGGGGCUGAGCAGCGCAUUCAUCGCGUACAGUUGGAUCAGGAGCGCCAGGCUACCGAGUUAACAGAACGUAUGCGGCAGCUCAACGAAUGGGAGCAGCGAGUAAACAUGGUAAAUUAUGAAUGA